AUGGAUAUUUCAGAAAAACGUAGUAUUGAAUGUAUCCAUGCAAAUCCAAAUUCCGACGUAACGCAAUGCGCAUUGCGUACUGGCGUCCGUAAUACGGAUUAUGGUGAUGGUUGUUUUGACGAAUUUGUACCAUCCGUAAGAAACAUCCGUAAUUUAUGCCCAUUAAUGUGUCAAGGAGCCGACGACAGUGACGUGCUCGCUAAAACUCCGAUGAACAACCAUAAAUGCAAUCAGUUUUACAAUUAUGGUGUUGUCAAAUUUGGUGAAGAUAUGUAUAUUUGGCGUGGUGGUGAAUGUUUAAAUGCAACCAUAAAAUUUGAUAUCCGAUGUGGAUUUCCGUUCAAAUUGCAGGAUUUUGUAGGUGCUAAUGACAGGUUAUUCUCAUUAAUCUAG
This is a messenger RNA of Dracunculus medinensis (Guinea worm), 393 nucleotides long. The record is from the annotation of a GenBank genome assembly. Lineage: Eukaryota; Metazoa; Nematoda; Chromadorea; Rhabditida; Dracunculidae.